ACUGUGUUUUAAUUAUAGUUUUUGAAGGAGGUUUUUGCUUGAUGUAGAAAUCUAUGUUGUAGUUCUUUUUCUAGAAUUUGCAUUUGUUUCUUUUUAUAGUUUCCAUUUCUCUGUAAAGAGACCCUCUUUUCUCAUUAAAAGCAUAUUUUUCUGUAAAGUCCUUGGGCCAUCUUGGAGAUGGUUUCUCUUAACUGCUUUUUUCCUUGACUUUGGGACACAUUUUCAUGUUUAUUUAUUUAGUGAUUUUUGGAUCACACCCUGGGUAAUAUAGAUGACACAUUUUAGAUGUUGAGGAUUCUGUUCUUAAUACUGGUGAUGUUUUGUUCUAGCAGGCAGUUUGCUUACUAAUUGAUCACCUUAAACUUGCGUGGUCUUGGUUUUAUGCUUUAAUAGAGCAGAUCUUUGGAAAGUCCAAGAUGUUUCCCAGGCCUUCCUAAGUUGAUGAGACUUGACCACAAGGCUGGGUCUCACCUGUGGACUUUAGGUUUUGUUAGGGCAGGUUAACAUAGGUCUUACUCUAGUGUGCGGUCUUUACUUCUGUCAGGUAGCUUUUCAUAUGUCAGGAUACCUUGGGUGUUAAUGAGGUCUCUCCACUCUGGAUGGUCAAAAACUCCAGUGUCUCUCAAUAGUGUUUGGCCUUUUGGAUAUCUGUUUUGCUCUUAACCCUGUAGCAACUGGUGUCUGUCAAACCUUGCAGUUUCACUCUGCUCAUGUACAGUCCAACUUUUGAUCAACAGCUUAAGGGGAAACCCCAUGCAAACUUCUGUCCCUUUUCCCACAGCUCCCUCCCUGCCCUAAACUUCAGAUUUCAGCCACCUCAGCAGUUGCCAGUUCUGAUGUCUGCCUCCUCAGUUUGGUGAGACCACUGUGCUCUGCUUGAGCUCCACCUUUCUGUGCUGUGGUUAGGAAAUUGUCCCAAGCAUACAGCCAGGAUGAUCAUGGGACUUACCUCACUUCUGUCAGGGACUGCAUUCUUGCCUGCCUUGUUGUCUAGUGCCUGACAACAGUUGCCUUAUAUGUUUUCUCCAAUUUCCUAGCUGCUUCCAGGGGGUGGGCUAGGCUCUAUUACCGGUUACUCUGCCAUGACCAGAAACAGAAUUCCCCAAGCAUGUACUUAUUGAGCACUUAACAUCUGUCACUCUAGCACACUGGGUGCCAUGUGAAUAUAUGAAUGAAAUAUGUGGGUUUCUUUUUAAACAAAAAUAAAUUUAGUGAGGUCCCCAUGAGAAAUGUGAUAUUGGAUUAAUCACUUUUACACCACUUUUCCCUUUUUAUAACUUGAAAAAAUUUACUUUCUUAUUUUUUUUUAAUGAUUUUUUUGAUGGAGGAUGGAUUAUUUGCAUGAAAUGGUAGGGAUGAGGACAUUGAUUCUUUUACCUUAAGAAAAAAGCAGCUAUUAAAAGCUAGAUUGUUAUACUGACUUCUGAUUAAGCCAGACACACAAGUGAUUGGGUGUUUUUUUGAUUGUUGUGAUUAGAGUUAUAGAGAAAUGAUGACCUCUAGCUCCUUCGUAACAUUUAAGGAUGGACCCACUAAUCCAAAAUUAGGAUUAUCUGCAAGAAAGUUAACUAGAAAUAGUGCAUGAUUCUUUGAACAUAUCUUAAUAUUAGCUUUGCCAUUUAAUGUUUCUCUUUUCACCUUCUUAGUUGCCGUCUUCUUUAUAAGUAUGGUGUGCUAACCGAUUGCACCACUGGAGCUCCAUUAGUUGCUAUCUUCUAAAUUCUGAUACCAUUCACAUAAAAUAGUGAGGCCAUAGGAAUAUUUUUGAGGUAGUCAGUAUUUAUUCUAAACCCUCUUUAAAUAAGCCCAAGGCCGAAAGUUUCAGGUAUGACCAGUUUUUCAUAAAUUCCCAAAUAGACCUGUUUUCAACAUGGCACUCAAAAUUCCCAAGUAGACCUGUUUUCAACAUGGCACUUGGAAAUUUCAUUAUACCUGUUGGGGAAGACUUAAUUUGUUCUCUUUAACCUCCUAUUAAUUAUGGAAGUAUCUGAUCAUUUCAACAUUAGCCUUUAUUCUUAGAGCAUUAAUGUAAAACCUAUAGUAAAAAUACUUUUCAGGGUGCAUUUCAUUCUACUUGGUCUGGACAUUUGAAGACCAAGAGAGAACAUUAUAAAAUGGGCAGAGUGAUGGUGGCUGUUUAGAUCUGGUAUCAAUCACUGGUUUGCUUUGCAUCUUCAAGUUUACAAUCUUUCAAAAUAGAAUAGUAUAUUCAUUGAGCAGUUUCAAAAGAGCCACAGUUGACUCCCGGGCAUCUCAGGUAGGGCAUGUUAAUUUUUUUUUUUCCUUAAAAUAUAUCUCUUUGUACAGCACUCAGUUUCAUUCUUUUUUAGUGUUUCUGUGAAGACCUGGUUGUCCCCAGAGACAAUUCCACCCAGCAGCACGUCACCUAAAAGGACUUGCCAAGCCAGACGAUGCCCACUGACCUGGGACAGGCCCUAGGCCUGCUGCCAUCACUGGCGAAGGCCGAGGACUCCCAGUUCUCUGGAACAGAUGCUACCUCUCAAGGGGAGCUCUCCAGCCCUGAGACUGCACGCCAGCUUUUCAGGCAGUUUCGUUACCAGGUGAUGUCUGGGCCCCAUGAGACCCUGAGACAACUCCGGAAGCUCUGUUUCCAGUGGCUGCAGCCGGAGGUUCACACCAAGGAGCAGAUCCUAGAGAUCCUCAUGCUGGAGCAGUUUCUCACUAUCCUGCCCGGGGAGAUCCAGAUGUGGGUGCGGAAACAGUGUCCAGGCAGUGGAGAAGAGGCAGUGACCCUCGUGGAGAGCUUGAAGGGAGAUCCUCAAAGACUGUGGCAGUGGAUCAGCAUUCAAGUUCUAGGACAGGAAAUCUUAUCAGAGAAGAUGGAGUCUCCUACCUGCCACCUGGGGGAAGUGGAGCCCCAUCUUGAAGUGGUGCCUCAGGAGUUGGGACUUCAGGAUUCCCCCUCAGGGCCUGAGGAGGUGCUGAGCCACAUCGUGAAAGAGGAAUCUGACACAGAACCAGAAUUAGCUCUGGCUGCUUCCCAGCUUCCUUUCCGACCUAAGGAAAGGCUCAUCCGAGACCAGGACUUUGGAGCCUCACUUCUCCCAACAGCACCUCAGGAGCAGUGGAGACACCUGGAUUCUACUCAAAAGGAGCAAUAUUGGGAUCUCAUGCUGGAGACCUAUGGGAAAAUGGUCUCAGGAGCAGGCAUUUCCAAUUCCAAACAUGACCUGAUUAAUUCAACAGAAUAUGGGGAAGAGCUGGUAGGACUGCAUCUUCAUGUCAAUGAGAAGAUCCCAAGACCCACCUGCAUAGGAGAUAGUCAAGAAAAUGACAAAGAGAACCUAAACUUGGAAAAUCAUAGGGACCAGGAACCUCUGGAUGCCUCCUGUCAAGCCUCAGGAGCAGCACCUUCUCAGGCUUCUUUGAGGGGCUUCUUCAGUGAGGAUGAGCCAGGAUGUUUUGGAGAAGGAGAGAAUCUCCCUCAGGCUCUGGAGAACCUCCAGGGAGAGGAGACAGGGGGACAACUCUCUCCUCAAGAAAGGAAUUCCGGGAAGCAACUAGGUCAGCAUUUGUUUAAUCCUCAUCCAGGAGAACUGUCCACCAUGUGGCUUGAGGAGAAGAGAGAGGCCUCCCAGAAAGGGCAGCCGAGAGCCCCCAUGGCCCAGAAACUCCCCACCUGCAGAGAGUGUGGGAAAACCUUUUAUAGAAAUUCUCAGCUUAUUUUUCACCAAAGAACUCACACUGGAGAGACAUACUUUCAGUGCCCCAUCUGCAAAAAGGCCUUUCUGCGGAGUUCAGACUUUGUGAAACAUCAGAGAACUCACACAGGAGAGAAGCCCUGUAAAUGUGAUUACUGUGGGAAAGGCUUUAGUGACUUCUCAGGAUUGCGCCACCACGAGAAAAUCCACACAGGAGAGAAGCCCUAUAAAUGUCCUAUCUGUGAGAAAAGUUUUAUUCAAAGAUCAAACUUUAAUAGACAUCAGAGGGUUCACACAGGAGAGAAACCUUAUAAAUGUUCCCACUGUGGGAAAAGUUUCAGCUGGAGCUCAAGCCUUGACAAACAUCAGAAAUCCCACUUAGGGAAGAAGCCCUUCCAAUAGCCAAACUCUCUUAGCCUAUUUCUGUGUUCCAGUCCAUUUAAAAAAUACUCAGCUCUAUCUGGAGGAAUUGCAUCUCUGAGAGGAUAUCUGUUCUCUCUCUUCUUCAUGGACUGGAGAGGAGAGAACACAGAAAUGGUGUUGGACUUGGAGGAUAUAUGUUGGCCUCUGGAUUGAAUUCGACAAUGGCUUAAUAUCUUGGUUUUGCAUCAGGAGAAAGAAUGUUCUUCAUGUUUCAGCUCAUCUCCUUUUUUGGACCCCUUGAGAAAAAAAUCUCAAUUGGAGAUCCUGUUUUAGAAGUGCUAUCUGGGAAGAGUUGAACUCAGGUAGCUGCAGUCACUGCUGCUGGGAAGAAAAUUGGUCAGCCCUUUAGAACUGGGGUGCUAGAGCAGCUCUUCUGUUACAGAAGGGGGAGCAUAGGAGGCCAGUGUUCUUUGUCAGACAGGUGAAAAAUUAACUUCAAGUGCCCCUUAUUCAAAAUAAACGUAGAGUUACUUCCUAUUUUUA
Messenger RNA from Galeopterus variegatus (Sunda flying lemur), 4568 nucleotides. It is a transcript of the gene ZNF18, whose product is annotated as zinc finger protein 18. The transcript is spliced from 6 exons. Gene Ontology annotation, biological process: regulation of transcription by RNA polymerase II. Gene Ontology annotation, molecular function: DNA-binding transcription factor activity, RNA polymerase II-specific; RNA polymerase II cis-regulatory region sequence-specific DNA binding. The coding region runs from base 2412 to 4064 and encodes 550 amino acids. The record is from RefSeq and is a predicted model, not a curated record. Lineage: Eukaryota; Metazoa; Chordata; Mammalia; Dermoptera; Cynocephalidae.